Molecule: messenger RNA, 2355 nt
Organism: Penicillium alfredii
Lineage: Eukaryota; Fungi; Ascomycota; Eurotiomycetes; Eurotiales; Aspergillaceae
Exons: 5
Coding region: 1-2355 (784 amino acids)
Source: RefSeq, a predicted model, not a curated record
AUGGUGGGAAGAAGAAGAAGCAGAGCGGCCCCAGAGCCAGCUCAUACUCCCAGUACCUCGACACGAUCCUCGCGCAAUACCUCCGACUUCAUUCAUGAAAGUCCCCGCAGAAGAGGUCGCUGGGCAGGCCGGACGAGCCUCCCUGGACACUCUGCGCCGGAGACACCGGCAUCGAGCAGGUCUGAGCCUCGCUCGCACAUUAUCAAAUUCAAAGUGCCCUCACUUCAGGCCCUUCGGACCACGUCUCCGGAAGCUCCCUCUGAAGACCAGGAGCCUGCGUCGUCGACUUCUUCGGGUGACACGCAAAACCCAGAGACGCCGCGCCCCCGGCGCUCAAGCUCUUCGCGCACCACACGCCAGUCGGCAAGAUUGAAGGCUCCCGACGACCCGUCUUUUGAACAGCCAACUCCGACCAAGACUGCGGAACCGGCGAGUCAACCGGAAGAGGCAUCUUUUGACUCUGCCCCUAAUCCCCGGGAAGAAGACAUCACCACACAGUCACAUAUUCAAAAGAUGUCUCACACCCCGGAAGCCCCGGACCAUGCAUCUCAGCCCGUAUCGCCGGGAGCGACCGAGAUCCAGCCUGCCGAAGCGGUCGCAGAAAGCCAUGAAACGGGCGAUUUGAAGAUGUCUGUGCAGGCCUCGAACGACCUUUCUGCCCCCAACAGCCCCAAAUCGACUGCUCACGACAUUGCUUCAACCUCACUGGAUUCUCCCCGCUUGUCCCGCAAGCGAAAAUCAACUGAGAUGAAGCAUGAAGCCGUCGACGCAGAGACUGCUGAAUUCCCCGAAGCCAAGAAGCCUCGGCUUGACGACGGGGAAACUCAGUCUGAAAAUGCUGCGCAGAAUGGAGUCGAGACCGAGACCUCGCUUGAAUCAUCUCCCGACGAUGCCGGACUCGCUGCUGCCGAUGAGUAUGACCCCGGUCCUGUGAGUGCUACUUCUUUCGGACGAGGCCGUGGGGGUCGCGGAAGCCGCGCGCGAGGACGUGGCCGCGGCCGCGGUCGUGGAGGCCGUGGCGGCACAACCACCGCGCCCGUCCGAGGAGGAAUUGCCAAGCGUGGAGGGACUCGUGGACGUGGCCGGGCAGCUCGCCAAGCCGCCGCUUUGAAACGGGGCAAGAAGAUCGAGGAUGAGAUCUGGGAUAGCGAGACCUGGCGGCAGCGCACCCCGUCACCUCCCCCGGCCUUGCAGCCGGUGAGAAACCGAAAGGAUGAGUUGGCGGCGUUUUUCAAGAAACUUGGACAGGUGCAACAGGUCUCGUUGACUGUUGUGGCAGAAAACUCCACCCAGAAGGUGUCUCGCGACAAGACCUCCUACGAAGAUUGCCCGGAGUACUUGCAGCUACAGCGAGAUCUUGCCGCCCGCGAAAAGAAAGUGCUCGAUCGAUUGCGCGCUGAACGUGAUCGGAAAAUUAAAGCGGACAAGAGAGUCACGGAAGGUAAAGUCUUCUCGAUCAAGAACAUGACGGAGUUUGAACUCGGGGAAAUCAAGGAAGAAACCCUCUAUGCGGCCAAGGGCAGCUACAUGGCUCUGGUCCAAGGGCAACGAGCGGUCGAGGACGAUGAGCAUACCGAGACCGAUGGCUCCGACUCCGAUUCUGAACCGAAGCAGUUUUUGUUCCGGACUACCAAACGCGCCAUCAGACAGGUUGAGCGCGGAUUCACCUCGAAGGCUGUGCGGAAUCCUGAAGGCGCGGCAGCGUACAUUCGUGGCAAAGAAGGCUGGGACGAAUUUGUUCAAAAAGCUCGCUUGGGUGAAGAUCUCGAUCCGCAGAUGAAAGCGCUGGACAAGGCGCGUGAGCCCACCUGGUUGGCCCAUGUCGAACAAAUCUUUGACAGUUUGUUGUUUGCCGCCAAGGUAAUCGGCGAUUCGGACAGUCGCCCAAUGAUGAUGUCUUACGACGGUGCGGCCGACAUGCGACUGGAGCCAUUCCCUCAAGCAUUGACAGCGCUGGCGGAUGCCGCUCUGACGGAGCGCCCAACGACUCUGCCCCAGAUCCUUACCGAUGCCAAUGCGGGUCCGCAUCGACCUAUCUUUCCACCAUCUCAAGUCCCUCCUCCGACCAUGGCCGCUGGCCCUACUGACCCCCGAUCAUUCAUCCUUCCUCGCCCGACCCCUACCCAGCAACCUCGACGUCUUCUCCCUGCACGGCACCAAUUGGGACUCCCAGACCCGUUCUCAAUGAAUGGACCGCCGCAACUCCCGCCGCCGCCCGGCUCUAACUUCCAGCGUCUGCCUCUUCCCGGUUACCUGCCACCUCCGGGGCCACCAGGGCCUCCCGGACCUCCAGGACCUUCACUCUAUUUUCCUGCUCCACCGGGAUCUCACCCUCCGCCUCCUCGUCGGUAUUGA